Messenger RNA from Paralichthys olivaceus (Japanese flounder), 887 nucleotides. The record is from RefSeq and is a predicted model, not a curated record. NCBI's taxonomy places the organism in Eukaryota, Metazoa, Chordata, Actinopteri, Pleuronectiformes, Paralichthyidae.
CAUUGCAGACAGGAAGAUGGGAUCACACAGGAACAACAGGUGAACAACACACCUACACUGAACAACGGAUGAGUGGAACUUGGUGCAUCAAAGCAUGUCUGCUAUCAUUCCUGUGUGUGUGUGGAUUUACAUCAGACGUCACUGGGGGCCACAUUGGUUCCUGACCUCCAUCUUAUUGGCCACAGCCCUGCUCCUCCCUGCUCUGAGCGCGGACACCCUGGUCUGUCACUACUGUCCCCUGCAGCACAAGGACAAAUCCUGCGGAAACAUCACCAGCCAGUGUCUGCCCGGUCAGCGCUGCUCCAGCUCCACGGCCCGCUACGGCGCCGUCCACGUGCUCUCCGCUCAGGGCUGCCUGGACGGUGACCUCUGUGGCUCCCAUGAGCUCAUGUCUCACAGGGGGGUCAAGUACAACGUCAGCCACUCCUGCUGCUGCAUGGACGAAUGCAACGGGCCGCCAAGGUCUGACGCCGGCCUGAAGAGGCUGCUGGGGAUAAUGAAGAACAAAGCACACAACGGAAACAUCACUGAUGUUCUCAGGGAGCUGGCCUGGGACUCGUGUGCAAAUUACACAUCAUUAAGAAACAACAUACCUGACACUGCAUAACAAGGAGGCUGCACAGGAGAGGCCUGUUGGUCACAAGCUCUCAACUGAGUCUCUGAUGGGAACAUGUGGUCACAUGUGUUCUUUAAAAAAUUAACAUCUGUGUUUUGUGUCUUUACCUUUUUUACUCCAGAGAGAAAAGGGUGGAUUUGUCAGCCAUCCUCCUGAUCUAAUCCCAAAAAACACAUCCACCCUUAAAAAAAAUAUAUAUAUAUGAAGAAAUGCUGACAUUAUCUGUGUGGUUACUGAUGAAUGCAGCUCAAUAAAAUCAAACAAUGAUUCA